AUGUCGAAAUAUCUAGAAAUCCCGGAGAAAGCGAUGACUCCGAUGUGUUUGCACAAAGAGACCACAUUUUAUGUGCUUGAAGAGCACCUCCAUAGCCUUCUUUCAUUCGAAGACUAUCCAAAUGGUAGUUCUAAAGGACAAGAGGAGAAAUUGAUUCAGAAGUUGAUGGAUACUAAACGGAAGAAUUUCAGAAUGUACGGAUCAGCCGCUGAGCUUGCAGAGAAUAUGAAGAUUUAUCGGCAAUUCCCGGAAAGUCAUCUAUAUUUCAAUACGGAUGUCGACACGUAUCAAGUGGAUCCGAUCGUCUAUCAAAGUCUGAAAAACGAGAAAUAUCUCUGCAAAUCGGAUCUUUUCCCGAUUCUCCAGAAUAUGCUGAUGGGUUUGGAUGAGCAAUUUACGAUUGAAAUCGUUUCUAUCAUUGCGUAUUAUUUGAAAAUCCAAGAGGAACGAGUCAAUGGGAAAGUGGAAUUCGUGCGGGUCGAUGAGAAGUUGUUGGAGGAUAUCUCGAAGGAAUUGGGAGAGGAGAUGGCGAAACAUGAUUUAACUGCACAGUCUUUCCAACUGGCUCCACUUUUGGCAAUACUUGACUUCAAUCAAAGCUUCCAAAUAAUCCAACGCUUAUGCCCGGAAAUCUGGAAUGACAGAAAACACCACCGUGUGCAUGAGCUCAUCACGUCGUCUUGCAACGAGUUACCACCGGAAACGCGUCCAGUCGUUUUCUCGAUUAUUGCUAAAUUAGUCUUCAAAUCGCUUCAAUCACUUGAAAAUGUCAUUGGAAAGCACCCGGAACUGUUCCUACCGUAUUCUGAGACCGAGAAUAAUAGUAUGCCAGUGACAGUGAGAAUGUUUGAGGAUGGAGACCAGAGAUUUGUGAUGAACGCGGAACUUUCGGAUGCAUUGAGUCGUCGUUUGGAUUGGGAGGAUGAUACGAACACCCGUUUCACCCUGAAUAUGGGAGACGUGCUGGAAAAAUAUGGAAAUGAGAAGAUUGAGUUCAUUCGCUACCCGAUUCGACGUGCCAAACACCGUGCUGUCCCUAUCAAAGCGGGCGGUCCCAACGACUUUUUCAUUCUCGCCGUCGACGCGUUCUUCGAAUUAAUGACCGAUCUUAUACUGGGCGCUCAAAUAUUCCAGAACAACUAUAUUGGACGGUUCUCGUUGAUUUUUCAUGAAUUGGAGAAAUUUUUCAAGCCGGAUUGUAUGGAGCCAUAUUUCAUCCGGACACAAGUCUCUGAACUAAUGAAGAGAUUGAUGCAAACGGUGACUGUAAACGAUGAUGAGAAAUCUCCUGUGAAAUGUAUUCGAAAUGCGAAACCAGAUGGAUUCAGUCUUCAGAAUUUGAAGAACGAGCUGAAAUACUUGGAACUGGAUAAUAGCUUCCCUGAAAUCGAGGAGCAUGCUGAAAUUGUCUAUGAGCAUGUGGAUAGUGUGAAGAAGGAGGAAUUUCUAAGAACUUGUGAUUUGUUUGAUGCAAUUGAGCACUGCCAGCUGAUUUGUAUGCUCAAUAGAAUUCCGAAUCUCAAAAAGUUCCUUCACAAUCAAAAAGGAUGCGGAAGAGUUCAAGGACUGAAUUGUGACGAAUGUGACAAGGAGGAGAGUCCCAAUAAACAAUAA
This is a messenger RNA of Caenorhabditis remanei, 1614 nucleotides long. RefSeq lists its product as uncharacterized. Bases 1 to 1614 code for a protein of 537 amino acids. Gene Ontology annotation, cellular component: membrane raft. The transcript is spliced from 6 exons. Gene Ontology annotation, biological process: innate immune response. NCBI's taxonomy places the organism in Eukaryota, Metazoa, Nematoda, Chromadorea, Rhabditida, Rhabditidae. The record is from RefSeq and is a predicted model, not a curated record.